CGUGUUUCGUCGUCGGGCUGCGGGCAAGUGACGGGAGACGAGGACCGCCUACCUUGUGCUUGUGGUUUAGCGUGUGCGUGUGCCGGAAUCUGCUUCGUUAUACGAGUGUGAAAUGAUAAAUUAAUUUUUAUUCAUAUUGUAAAUAGUAUGCGUGAUUCAUGUAACUCGUACUUAGAAUGGGGAAAAAGGGACAUGGAAAAACAGCAGGAAAAGGAAAAGUUCUUGCCAAGGAUGUUAAUAUUACCAUCAGUACUUCGAAGCUGUCGCGACAGAAACGAAAUGAAUUAAACCAAAUUGUGGAUAAACUUUUAAAAGUGAGCAGCAACUUCCAAACGGUUCCAAAUGCAGCCAAAGAAUGGGAGAGACAUCUAGAAAUCCGCAAGUUACUAGAGCAAGUGGAUCAAGUCGAACAAGGGAUGAAGGUGACGCCCGAGGCCGAGAGCGCGCGCGCCGCCCGCCUGGAGCAGCUGCUGCAGUGGAUGGUGGCGCAGGGCGCUGACGUGGGCGGCGUGCGGCCCGCGCAGUUCGCCGGCUGCGGCUGGGGGCUGCAGGCGCAGCGCGACCUGGCGCCCGGGGAGCUGGUGGUGGCGGUGCCGCGCCGCCUCAUGCUCACCUCCGAGCAGGUGCAGCACUCCGUGCUCGGCUCCCUGCUGGUGAAGGACGCCAUGCUGCAGCACAUGCCCCACGUGGCUCUGGCACUGCUGCUCCUGGUGGAGAAGUUCUCCCCGGAGUCCUUCUGGGAGCCCUACAUCCGGGCGCUGCCCACCACGUACAGCACGGUACUGUACUUCACCACUCAGGAGCUGCAAGAGCUGAAGGGCUCUCCUUCCUUUGAACCUGCUUUGAAACACUGCAGAAACAUUGCUCGGCAGUAUGCUUACUUCAGCAAACUCUUCCAGAACACCAGUGAUCCAGCCAGUGAACUACUUCGAGAUGUCUUCACGUAUGACGAGUAUCGGUGAGUGGAUAUCAGUCCUCUUAAUACUUUUAUUUGAGUUUGUUAUUUUGUUAUUCUUAUUGUGUUUUUAAAGUGAAUGUGCAUUUUAAAAAUUUCUCUCCAGAGCAAGUGAGUAAUUAUUAUUGAAACAAUUCUGAUUGAUGAAUUUAUGAUCAACUCCUUAAGUGUGUAGUGGAUGAAAGAAGAAUUAAAACAUUUUUUUUAUUUAACAUUUUGGUUGAUACUAGUAUUAUUAUUAAUUUUUGGCAUGUUGUUUGUAAUUUUAUUUGUAAUAGUUUCGGUAAUAAAUAAUUAGAUCUGCUCCUUCAUUUGUUUACUGCCAUCUCUUCUUUACACAAGGUCAUAAAAGUAGCCUGAAUUCCUAUUGCAUCAUAUUUGAUUUAUCAAAUUGAAGUAAAAUUUUAAAUCCUGAAGAAAUAUGAAGUAAUGGGGUUAAUCCAGUCA
Messenger RNA from Gryllus bimaculatus (two-spotted cricket), 1402 nucleotides. The record is from the annotation of a GenBank genome assembly. NCBI's taxonomy places the organism in Eukaryota, Metazoa, Arthropoda, Insecta, Orthoptera, Gryllidae.